CACUUCCAAAUCAGGCAAGUUCAAGGGAGCAUGACCCAGUGAAUUGGAUUGGCUUGUGAGCUGUCACCUGUUUCCCUGUCUGUCUGGGACGCAGAGCAGACAGUUGGCACGAACUGUGGAAAGGACGAUUUCAGGUAAGAAUACGCAGUUAAACGUCUCAUGUCUUGGAUAAAAAGUCGGUACGUUCAAGGCAACGUGCAGAUUAAAUUGAGGAGCAGUAGGAACACAUAUCUAAGCAAUACGACUAUGAUAUUGUCAUUCAUUUUUUAAACCUAGCUAACAACUGGCUAUCGUAGACACCCUUGUGAACUUCAUAGCCAGCUAUCCGAAGGAGACAUCAGAUAAACGUUAACGGGUGUGCGCUUCAGUUGGUAGCUGUUAUCUUGGAAAUGACGUUCGACCCCUCAGAAACGAGCUCUUCUAAUCUCUCAUGGGGACAGUAACUACCAUGGACCCUGAAUCUGGCCGGCAACAUGGCGCCCCGCCCUCCCCCUCGCCGCCGGGGAACUUGGGUAAAGGCGGAGCUGCCCUGAGCUCGGGUCUAGGCGCAGUGCUGGGCCAUCGCGGGAAGCACUACGUCUGCGGUUCCUUCGCGGCCUUCACCAACAUCAUCAUCACCUUCCCGCUGCAGAAGGUUCUGUUUCGCCAGCAGCUCCAUGGCGUGCGAGCCACGGAGGCCGUGCGGCAGCUGCAGCGGGACGGCCUGCGCAACCUCUACCGCGGCCUGCUGCCCCCGCUCCUCCAGAAGACCACCACCGUGGCCAUCAUGUUUGGCCUGUACGAGGACUUCUCCCGGCUGCUGCUGCGUCGUGCGGCAGGCAGCGGCACGCCGGAGAUUGUCACCCGGAGCAUCUCGGCGGCACUUGCUGGCACGGCCGAGGCGGCACUGACGCCGUUCGAGCGCGUGCAGACGCUGCUGCAGGACCACCGGCACCACGGGCGCUUCAACAACACGGCGCACACCUUCCGGACGCUUCUGCGUGACUACGGGGUCAAGGAGUGCUACCGUGGCCUGGUCCCUGUGCUGCUCCGCAACGGCCCCAGUAACAUGCUCUUCUUCGGCCUACGCGGGCCCAUCAAGCAGGCGCUGCCCGAGGCGCGCUCCAGGACUGAGCACCUGGUCAACGACUUUGUGUGCGGCGGGGCGCUGGGCGCCGGUCUGGGCAUCAUGUUUUACCCACUGAACGUGGUGAAGUCGCGGGCACAGUCGCAGGUGGGUGGGGCGUUUGUGCCGUGCAGCCAGGUGCUGAUGACGGUGUGGCGAGAGAGGGGCGGGAGUGUGGCGAUGCUCUUCCGCGGGGCACACCUGAACUACCACCGCUCUCUGCUGUCCUGGGGCAUCAUCAACGCCACCUAUGAGCUGCUCCUCAAGGUCAUGUGACUUGGAGUAGUGGGCGAGGGAGGGGAAAGGGGGGGCAUGCCGACGGGUGUGCAGCCAGCAGAAGACUUGGACUUUUUAUUAUGGGUUCACUGAUUUGCCUAAACUGACCUUGAUCUGUACGUUGUAUGGAUGGAAACUGCCCAUUCAAUGAUGCCAAUUUAAAAUCCAUCCAGAUGAUUAUUUGAAAGCCGCAUAAAGAAUGCAGCUCAUGUUCUCAGGUACCCAAACUGGUACUGUGGGUUUGGGUCAGUGCCUGUUGUGUUGACUGAGAGAGGAAAGAUAAUGUUGUGCCACUGAGUUUUCCCUUAUGAUGCAAAGGGAGCUGUAUUGUCCUAACAAACAGAUUUAGAUGCACAAAUGGAGAUCUUUGGUGGGGACCAGUGUGGGACAAUGGUCCAUCUAAAUUGCACAUUUCCUAUCUUACUUGGUGUCUGUGUGUGUUUUAAGAACAAAAUAUCACGCAAUCACAUGAUGGUAGAUACAUAAUUACAUGAGGACCAGGAUUAAUGAAAAAUUAAAAGGUUCAUUAAAAAGAAAUAUUUUUUCCCAUGAAAAAAAAUCCAGCUGAUAUCAUUUCAAGUACUUGUGUGAAAGUUUUCAUGAAAAUGCUGAUUUGUUGUGUGUUAUGUGGUGAGGUGUUAAUGUCGCUGUAAGAGUCCAGUAAAACAUGAAAUUACUAAUUUCAAUAUGGCCUCGUCUUUUCAGAAAUGUCAACAGCUUUUGCAUGGACAAUCUUACUUCACUCUACACAUGCAUUAAAAUGAAUUGGAUAUCUGUAUGUUGACUUCUCUAUGCCUUAAUCCAGUAUGUUCAUGCACUGUCAAAGGAUUCUUCAGCUUCCUUAGAUGUAAUACAGCUUUAAUGUAGACAAUGUAAGUGCUUAAUGUUUUUAUUUACAUAUAUGGACAUCAUUUUGAUCUAGAUUAACAUCAGAUUAAAAUGUUUAUUAUAUUAUUUGAUAGACGCAUACACACAUUCACACACUAAUACCAGAAUAGUUCAUCAGAGAUGUAUCAGUUCUGAUCCGUAAAACAGCCGGUUAUCAUCUUCUACCCUCACUAAGCCUAUGAAAAAGCAAAGGAAGAGCAGGAUGCAUGAGAGUGACUCCGUAGAAGGACAUUAGUGCUUUAAGACUCCGGUUGUUUAGUAUUGGAUCCCCUCCAGCACAGUAGUGUGUCUACUGUCUUCACUGUACGGGCGGCUGGGCGCUUAGGCCCCUCCCAUUCUGGCACAGUCAUGGCCACAUGCUCUGCCGGCUCGCUGGUAGUAAUCUCAGCCGACAUAAUGGGCUCAAUAUUCAAGCUUGAGUAGAGACAUGCCACUGCUUUUUUUUUUUUCUUCUCCUUUUUUCCCCUAGUUCUGCCAGGAAGGAAGGAGGCUGUUAGGAGAACGGAUGGAGAGAGGGAGUGAGGCAGAGGGACGAGAAACAGAUCUGCCAGACGAGGCUGCAGUGGCACACGCAGAAUGGGAGCUUCACUAGGAGGCUGGCCCUGCCACCACUGUGUGCCCAGCGCUCUGUCACAUCACUGACUAAACUGAGCACGAGAGGACCCACAGGCUUUAUGAACCGCACAGCAAAAUUCACAAAAUAUGGUUUAAAAGCAAGUGAAGAUUAGGUUGAAAUGCAAGUGGCGCAGCUGGGAAUGGUCAGUACAAAUGUUAAUUGGUGGUGUGUGUAAUUAUGUGAGUGAACGCUCCCCAUGAUAUGUGGUCAGUGAAUGUGAGAGUGUCUAUCAUGCCUAUAAAUCAAAUGUUUCCCAAUACAUUCACUUCCACAGAAUCAACAUAUUUUUACGACAUAUUUUCAUGACUGAAAUAUGUAAGAUGCCUUUGUAUGAUUUAGAGCAAAAGGAAGUUGUGGUGACCCAAAUAAAAAGAAAUCUGACUGCAUCAUUUGACAUUUCCAUGGGUGAAGGGAUGUGCACUAGUUUCAUGCAUCUCUUGCAUUGUUUCAACCACUGACUGAGCGCUGCGAACCUAAAGUACAUUCCUGGUUUCCAAGCUUGUGAUUCACCUUUGUUUAGUGGAAGUCAUACAUCUUAAUGUAACGUGUAUCUAUGAGGCCUGCUUGUUUGAUGUAAUAAACACACUUGUAAGUCAACAGUGAAACAUUUGAAA
Molecule: messenger RNA, 3499 nt
Organism: Clupea harengus (Atlantic herring)
Lineage: Eukaryota; Metazoa; Chordata; Actinopteri; Clupeiformes; Clupeidae
Gene: slc25a51b
Product: solute carrier family 25 member 51b
Biological process (GO): mitochondrial NAD transmembrane transport
Cellular component (GO): mitochondrion
Molecular function (GO): NAD transmembrane transporter activity
Source: RefSeq, a predicted model, not a curated record